Molecule: messenger RNA, 2429 nt
Organism: Aspergillus homomorphus CBS 101889
Lineage: Eukaryota; Fungi; Ascomycota; Eurotiomycetes; Eurotiales; Aspergillaceae
Product: dynamin-like GTPase vpsA
Exons: 8
Coding region: 281-2371 (696 amino acids)
Biological process (GO): peroxisome organization
Cellular component (GO): cytoplasm; microtubule; peroxisome
Molecular function (GO): GTP binding; GTPase activity; microtubule binding
Source: RefSeq, a predicted model, not a curated record
UGGGUAUGCCCUUGUGGCUUUGUAGUUGCUAAUCUUUAUCUCACUGAUCUGGGCCGAAGCAGAAGAAGGCUACACUUGGCACUUCCCGCCGCCGCCUUCGAUCAGCUCCGACACUCUUCCCCCUCGACUUUCCCCCACAAAACUAGGUCACCACGCACAGCUUCCACGCCUAACAGGCAGUCAUUGAUUAUCUCUAUUUUAUAACCUUGAGCGCUGCUUACUUACAACACAAAUUCUUCUUUUUUUAUUUGGAGCGAUCCCCUACUCAUCAUUGCCAGCCAUGGCAAGCCCAACUGGCUUCUCGAUAAAUGUCAACGAUCCCAGCUUGAUCUCCUUGGUCAACAAGCUGCAGGAUGUCUUCGCUACUGUCGGAGUUCACAACCCCAUCGACCUGCCUCAAAUUGCUGUCGUUGGUUCGCAGUCCAGCGGAAAGAGUUCAGUUCUGGAAAACAUUGUUGGUCGCGAUUUCCUCCCCCGUGGUUCCGGAAUUGUCACUCGCAGACCCCUCAUCCUGCAACUGAUCAACAAGCCCGCUACAAAUGCGCAGACCAACGGUGCGAAGGAAGGAGAGUUGGAAGGCACGGACAAAGAGGCCAACUUGGACGAAUAUGGCGAGUUCCUGCACAUCCCCGGUCAAAAGUUCUACGACUUCAACAAGAUCCGCGAUGAAAUUGUGCGCGAAACCGAACAAAAAGUCGGUCGCAACGCCGGCAUCUCACCCGCCCCUAUCAACCUCCGCAUCUACUCGCCUAAUGUCCUGACCCUGACGCUGGUUGACUUGCCCGGAUUGACCAAGGUGCCGGUGGGCGAUCAGCCCAAGGACAUCGAGAAGCAGAUUCGGGACAUGGUCAUGAAAUACAUCAGCAAGCCCAACGCUAUCAUUCUGGCUGUCACUUCUGCGAACCAGGACUUGGCUAACUCGGAUGGUCUGAAGCUGGCGCGCGAGGUGGAUCCCGAGGGUCAGCGUACGAUCGGUGUGUUGACUAAGGUGGAUCUGAUGGACGAGGGCACCGAUGUCGUGGAUAUUCUUGCGGGCAGGAUUAUUCCCUUGCGCUUGGGUUAUGUGCCAGUGGUCAACCGUGGUCAGCGCGAUAUUGAGAACAAGCGGCCCAUUGCUUAUGCCCUGGAGAACGAGAAGAACUUCUUCGAGAACCACAAAGCCUACCGCAACAAAUCGUCAUACUGCGGAACGCCGUAUUUGGCUAGAAAGUUGAACCUGAUCCUUAUGAUGCACAUCAAGCAAACUCUUCCCGACAUCAAGGCCCGCAUCUCGUCCUCCCUUCAGAAAUACUCCUCCGAACUUUCGCAGCUUGGUGACUCGAUGCUCGGCAACAGCGCGAACAUCGUGUUGAACAUUAUCACCGAAUUUAGUAACGAGUACCGUACUGUGCUGGAGGGUAACAACACCGAGCUGUCCAGUAUCGAAUUGUCGGGAGGUGCCCGUAUCAGCUUCGUGUUCCACGAGCUUUACUCCAAUGGUGUCAAGGCGGUCGAUCCAUUUGAUCAGGUGAAGGAUAUUGACAUCCGUACCAUCCUCUACAAUUCUUCUGGAUCGUCACCAGCUCUUUUUGUUGGUACGACUGCGUUUGAAUUGAUCGUGAAGCAGCAGAUCAAGCGAUUGGAAGAUCCCAGCUUGAAGUGUAUCUCUUUGGUGUACGACGAACUCGUUCGCAUCCUGGGUCAGCUUCUGAACAAGCAGCUCUUCCGGAGGUACCCUAUGCUUAAGGAGAAGUUCCAUGCGGUGGUUAUCGGAUUCUUCAAGAAGUGUAUGGAGCCGACUAACAAGCUUGUGCGGGACCUGAUCGCAAUGGAAUCGGUUUACAUCAACACUGGACAUCCCGACUUCCUGAACGGACACCGCGCCAUGGCUAUCGUCAACGAACGUCAACUUGGAAGCAAGCCUACGCAAGUGGACCCGAAGACGGGCAAGCCUCUUCCUCCGCGGGCAAAUAGCCCCUCGGUUGAGGCUCCUACCGACACCGGCAGCUCCGGAUUCUUCGGCAGUUUCUGGGCCUCGAAGAACAAGAAGAAGAUGGCCGCUAUGGAGCCGCCACCGCCGUCUCUGAAAGCCUCUGCGGCCCUGUCCGAGCGGGAGAGCAGCGAGGUCGAAGUCAUUAAAUUGCUCAUCACGUCAUACUUCAAUAUCGUCAAGCGCACCAUGAUCGAUAUGGUCCCCAAGGCCAUUAUGUACACCCUUGUUCAAUUCACCAAGGACGAAAUGCAGCGCGAGCUUCUGGAGAUGAUGUACCGCAACAACGAGCUGGAUGAGCUCCUGAAGGAGAGUGAUUACACCAUCCGCCGGCGGAAGGAGUGCCAGCAGAUGGUGGAGAGCCUUUCCCGCGCCAGCGAGAUUGUCAGCCAAGUUCAGUGAGUCUCAGAGUUGGAUGGUUGAUUUUGAUCUAUACACCCGAUCACUUUCCGUUGUGCUG